CGCCCCUCCCGCCUUCCCGGCGCGAUGACAACCCCGGCUCUGCUGCCUCUUUCUGGGCGCCGGAUCCCGCCUCGCAACUUGGGUCCGUCGUCCUCCUUCCCUCAUCACAGGGCUACCUUGAGACUGUCCGAGAAGUUCAUCCUGCUGCUGAUUCUCAGUGCCUUCAUCACGUUGUGUUUCGGGGCGUUCUUCUUUUUGCCGGACUCCUCGAAACACAAACGGUUCGACUUGGGCUUGGAAGAUGUCUUGAUUCCUCACGUGGAUACCAGCGACGGUGGGAAAAACGCGGGUGGCUUCUUGAUCCAUGGGCAGGGCCACGACCAGCACAGACACAGGGAAGAAGAAGAACGUUUGAGAAAUAAAAUUCGUGCAGAUCAUGAAAAAGCACUAGAGGAAGCGAAAGAGAAACUGAAGAAGUCAAGAGAUGAGAUCCAAGCAGAAAUUCAGACUGAGAAAAACAACAUUGUAAAAAAUUUGAAAAGAAAAAGUAGCAAUCCUCUGCCACCAGUCCCUGUGCCAAAUCUUGUAGGAAUAAACAGUGGAGAUCCAGUGGAUCCAGAUAUACGAGAAAAAAGGGAUAAAAUUAAAGAGAUGAUGAAACAUGCCUGGGAUAAUUAUCGGCAGUAUGGAUGGGGGCAUAAUGAACUGAAACCUAUUGCUAGGAAAGGACAUUCCACAAACAUAUUUGGCAAUUCCCAGCUGGGAGCAAGCAUAGUAGAUGCUUUGGAUACCCUCUAUAUAAUGGGCCUUCAUGAUGAAUUCAGAGAAGGACAGGAAUGGAUUGAGAAUCAUCUUGAUUUUAGUGUGAACUCAGAGGUAUCUGUCUUUGAAGUCAACAUUCGUUUCAUUGGUGGCUUGCUUGCAGCUUAUUACCUCUCAGGACAGGAGCUAUUCAAGAUAAAAGCAGUGCAACUAGCAGGAAAGCUCAUCCCUGCCUUCAAUACACCCACAGGAAUUCCUUGGGCAAUGGUGAAUUUGAAAAGUGGUGUAGGUCGCAAUUGGGGCUGGGCUUCUGCUGGGAGCAGCAUCCUCUCCGAAUUCGGCACACUUCACAUGGAAUUUGUACACCUCAGCUAUUUGACUGGCAACCCUGUCUACUAUGAAAAGGUUAUGCAUAUUCGUAAACUGCUUCAGAAAAUGGACCGCCCUAAUGGACUUUAUCCAAACUACUUGAAUCCAAGAACUGGGCGCUGGGGGCAGCAUCACACAUCCAUGGGUGGUUUGGGAGAUAGUUUUUAUGAAUACUUGUUGAAAGCUUGGUUGAUGUCAGAUAAGAUGGACACAGAAGCAAGGAAAAUGUAUGAUGAUGCUAUUGAGGCCAUAGAGAAGCAUCUUGUCAGAAAGUCUAGUGGAGGCCUAACUUUUAUUGGGGAAUGGAAAAAUGGGCACCUUGAGAGAAAGAUGGGCCAUCUCACAUGCUUUGCUGGGGGAAUGUUUGCCCUUGGAGCUGAUGGUUCCCGAGAUGAGAAGGCUGGACAUUACCUACAACUUGGAGCAGAAAUUGCACAUACAUGCCAUGAAUCCUAUGACAGGACAACUUUAAAACUCGGGCCUGAAGCUUUCAAAUUUGAUGGAGGUGUAGAAGCAGUAGCAGUGCGGCAAAAUGAAAAAUACUACAUAUUAAGACCGGAGGUGAUUGAGACAUACUGGUAUAUGUGGCGAUUCACACAUGAUCCUAAGUACAGACAGUGGGGCUGGGAGGCAGCACAGGCCAUUGAUAAGUACUGCCGAGUGAGUGGUGGAUUUUCUGGGGUCAAGGAUGUCUAUUCCUCAGCUCCUACAUAUGAUGAUGUACAACAAAGCUUCUUUCUUGCUGAAACUCUAAAGUAUUUAUAUCUGCUCUUCUCCAAUGAUGAUCUCUUACCUUUGGAUCACUGGGUUUUUAACACAGAAGCUCACCCCCUGCCAGUUUUACAUCUAGCCAAUACGACACUUUCAGGAAAUAAUGCAUAUCGAUAAAAACUAUUCCAGGAAAAGGACAGGACAAUCUACAUUAGCUGUGUUUUGUUUACAUGGACCACUUCAGAUUUCAGGCUUGAGAGAAGACUUAUGUGUGUUUAAAUAAGACCUUCAGAAUGACGAGAGAAGUACUGCACUCUUAAGCAUGUAGAUAAUUGAAAAAUUCCAUUUUAUAUGACCAAAAUAAUUUGUGCAGUAUAUGGCAGAAAAAGACCUUGUAUAUUUGCAACAGAGAAGGUGGCGCAUGAUGUUUGAAGGAUUCAAAGGCUGGGUUAAUAUCCCAGCCACAGGAACAAGCUGCAACUAUUGAGAUUGACCAUUGUAGUAAACAUUGUCCUGCCCAAAUAAUGUGGAUUCCUGAUAGUUUGUCAUUUGCUUCCCCCCUCCCACUUGGUGGCAUGAGCAAAGCAAUGCAAGGCGACAAAAGUGCACUAAUAGCACCCAGAUUUCAAGUUCUUUGACUGCUCUUUUGAAAUUUCUAAACAUCUUCAUCAGUCUGUUCAGACUGGCAACCAUUCCCAGUGCCUCUGAGACCCUUGCCUCUUUUUAUUAUCAAUAAUACUGUGGAUCAACCAUUUGUUCUUGUUGUUCAUGAGUAAAUGGGUUAGGGAAAGGAUCAGCAACUUCUUUCAGUCUGUCACUUUAGGAUAUGGAAAUCUUCAUUCAGUACAGAGUUGUUUUAAACACCCUCAUGACAAAAUUGCCCAAUGAUAUUUAUCAUUUGGCCAAGAUUUCUUUCAACUAAGUUGCAAUAACUAACAUUUGUCUAUGAAUCCUGGAGUUUCACAAGGAUCUCACUCUUUAUUUGUACAGUAUUCAAAACGUGUAGAGUAAUCCUGUAAAGAGACAGUCUUUACCAAUUUUAAUUCCUUUGAUGAAGACUCACCUGGGUAUAAUGGUGCUUCUUUAGGGAUCUUUUGUAAAAGCUGGAGUCGGCAGAGGAGCUUUUCAACCUUCACACCUAUCUGUCUUUGAAAGUCUGAAAUCUGGUCAUUUGAUCUUCAAGUAUCUGGAAACAAUGUCACCCAAGACAACAGAGAACAGAUCAAAUGGAAUUUGAAAGUAAAAUUUAUUUUGCAAUACAUUUUUGUCACUACUAGAUGUCACAGACAACAUUUUGGGAUAAAAUAGCUUUUUCAAAACUUAAAAAUGGAUCUUUCAGUGAGCUCCCCACUUCUGUUAAAGAAAAACACUUGGGCAUAAUUUUUUUUGGGCAGGAAAUAUAAAAUAUGUGAAUAUUAUUUAUGUAUAUUGGAAUCAAAAUUCUUGAUGAAUACAGAUAACACAUCUUUAUUAUUAUUGUCGGUGGUGGUAUGAUUCCUUUUUAAAAAUACUAAAAUUUAAAAGGCUGGUUGGAAUAGCCUUUGUUGACCAAGUUUUCCUAUUGGCGCUUUAAGGAUAUAACAAUUCAAUUACUGCGAAAGAUAAUUUAAUGCAUGUUGCAUAUUGCAGUCCCAGUGAGAAGAUUGAUGCAAUGCUUACUGCAAAGUGUGGUGCCGGUGAGUCUAAGAAUCUGCCCAGCCCAAAUUGUGUUGCAUUCCACUAUGAAAUCCAUAUUCUACAUGUUUCUGGCCCAUCUAGUUGCAGGGAUAAAUUUGUGGGCCAAUCGCAAUGAACAUAUCCAAGUUGAAUUCCAGAUAUGAGGGCACUGAAAUUCACCUGUCUUGGGUUCUGGCAUACAUUUUAAUGUUCUUCAUAAUCAUUUUUCACAUGUUCAUAUCCAGGCUGUUUUCUCCUUUUCCUCUUCUCAAAAUCAGUAUUCUAAAAUAAGUUUUUAAACCAAGGACAUGUGCAGUUUGAGACAGUAUUACAGGUUUAUAGAAUUUGAAAUAAAUUUUAGUACUGUUGAGUCUUGAAUUGAAUUGUAAGAUGGCAACUGAUGUUACUUAUAUUUAUCCAUAUAAGACUAUAGUAUUUUUAGUGAAAUCUGCGACAAAUUUAUACAUAUCAAAAAUAUUUAUCUGCUGAAAAAUAUACCAUCGGUGACUAAAAGUUCUCAACUCUCAUAGAAUGAAAUUUGACUUAAUUAAAUUAAAUGAAAAUGUUCCAGCUACAUUCUGUGUAUGGAAAUAAUGGAUCAAACAUAAUCAUUGUGUUUGAAAUAUUACAUUAUUAUUAUUUUUCCUUUAAAUACAAACUAAAUAUUUCUUUUUUUCACUUUUGAUAGAACUAUAUGUUGUAAGCAGUGCAAUAUUGUCUUAGGAAUUAUUACACAGACUUCUUAAAUCUCGUUGCAUAAUAGCAUCAUUAAUAGACCCAAUAUUAUUCUGAUGGUCAGUUAAUCUUUCCCUUGCUUUAUUUCCAAAGUUGUUUUUACAGACCACUGUGCAUUUAUUGUACCAGUUUUCAUGUUGCUUCUUUUCUCCUUCCCUUGCUGGUUAUUAAUGUGCAAGAAUGCAGUGAUUAUAAAAUGUGCAAUUAAAAAGUGAAUGUUAUUUCUGGACCACUGCAGGAGAAUGAUAAUUUUAAAUGUAUUACAUUUCUACAUUCUGUGUUAAGAUUUUAUACUUUCUUCUAAAGUCUUUUAAGUCUAAAAAGGCUUAGAAAUUAAUAAACAAAACUACAAGA
Molecule: messenger RNA, 4527 nt
Organism: Protobothrops mucrosquamatus (brown spotted pit viper)
Lineage: Eukaryota; Metazoa; Chordata; Lepidosauria; Squamata; Viperidae
Gene: MAN1A2
Product: mannosidase alpha class 1A member 2
Exons: 13
Coding region: 25-1959 (644 amino acids)
Biological process (GO): N-glycan processing; carbohydrate metabolic process
Cellular component (GO): extracellular exosome; Golgi membrane; endoplasmic reticulum
Molecular function (GO): calcium ion binding; mannosyl-oligosaccharide 1,2-alpha-mannosidase activity
Source: RefSeq, a predicted model, not a curated record